Molecule: messenger RNA, 2828 nt
Organism: Epinephelus lanceolatus (giant grouper)
Lineage: Eukaryota; Metazoa; Chordata; Actinopteri; Perciformes; Serranidae
Source: RefSeq, a predicted model, not a curated record
CUUGGGACCUGGCUUGGAACUUGCCUAUUUUGACUUAGGACUUGAAUCUGAACUUGAGUGCAAAGACUUGAGACCUUUUUCCACUGCUGAUCGGAGCUGGAGCAGACUUGUGACUACUGCAGAGUCAUUAUCCCGGGAAUGAACACCCAACCUUUAAACUAAAGUAAAAAUCCAGACGUUGGUGGGUGUUAGUUGGUGUUUUGUCCAAUGAGAGAGGAGCUUUACACACCUGAAAUAGAAUCAGAAAGACUCAUCUAGGAUUCUUAAAGAGCCCAGGAAAAUCAAGGCGCCUGAGAAGAGGCACAGCACAGACAGAUAGUAAGUACAGUAGAUUAAGUAUCCCAGGCAGGGGGAUAUAGGACAGUAACGUGACACACCAAGGGGUGGCCACAGAAAAAAAGAUGCAUGAGAGAGAGGAGUAAAUCAAGCUCAGACCAGACAAGUCAAUUAGCAGAGAGAAAGAUUAAAAGUGACUGCAACACAACCACCAUCCCCAACCUUCCUUUACAACCCCUCUCUGCCUCACCUCCCAGUCUUCCCCGCCCUGUCCCUCCCACUCUCCCACCCACCCACUUUUACCCAAACACCCCCAGCAGCACUUGGGAUGCUAUUUUUUGCCACGCUUCACUAAAUAAGGCCGUGGAGCAUGGCUGCGCGGGCGGGCUGGUGGAGGGGUGCUCGUCUCUGGUUCUUACCUUGGUAUAAAAACCCUGGGACGGUGGGGGUUUCCUCUGAUCACACUCAACCUCUUGCCUGCUCCCCCCUCACAGUGUUCUCAUUCGAAUUUUGCUUUCAUCUAUUUUUUUUUUUUUUUUUUUACGCCAAUACACAAACACUGCCUGUGAGCAGUAUCACUUGACCUUUUAUCCCAGAACCUUUUUUAUCCUUACAACUUGAUUUCUUGAUUUUUUUUUGUAGUCUUUCUUUCAUCUCUUUAAUUUUAAGGAACUGCUUUUACCAACCGCUGGACGACAUAUCGGGAAAGUGACUGAGUGGAAUAUGGGGGCAAAAGGACAAGAAAGACAGGAAAGAGUAAGAGAUAACUGAGUUAACUCUCAAAAGCUCCCCAUGUUACUGUUCCUUUUUUUUUUUUUUUUACCAAUCUUUUUCAUUUUUUUUUUUGCCAGCUAACUUUAUACCUCCCUUCUUUACCUCCCACCAUGCUUUUUCCUCUCCUUCCCUCUUUCCUUCCUGCACCCUCCCUUCCUUCAUUUUCAUCUUUUCCUCUCCCACAUUUCAUCUUCUUCUCUAUCCUCCUUUUCCCCUCUCAUUCCUGUCUUGAAAUCUUCUGCUUCCUUCACAUUCCCAUUUUUACUUCAGUUCCCUCUGUUUUAUUUCAUUCUUUCAUCUCCAUUAUUUUUCCUGUUUUUCUCACCCACUGUCUCCCUUUACUUACUCUUUCAUUCUCUCAACCCCUCCCUUCCUCCCUUCCUCCCUCCCUCCGUCCCUCUUCCCGAUUUGUCCUUCAGCUCUGUCAGCACUCACUAUCUCGCUCCAUCUCCUUCUCUGGCAGUCUGAUCAGCUGUCUUCCUUCUAACUUUACAUGGCCUGGUGUGGUGUGGAGGGACGGGCAGCUGCCGGCUGACGCAUUUCACUGCCCAGUCAUCACUUCAAAUCGAAUCCUCUUACACAAAGCUCUGUGCUUUUUAUACUGGCCACUAUUUUUGCUCUCUUUUCCACCUGCACGGGGGUCCUGUGAUUUUUUUUUUCUUUCUUCUCUCCUGGUUUUUUUCCCCCUCCUCUUCCUUUUCCCACCUCAUCCAGUAAGAGAGAGAGAGAGGCAAGGCAAGUCCCGUGACCCUCUUCUUUUCUCUCCUCUCCUCUCUUUUCACUCCUCCUCUCCUCCUCCUCUUCUCCUCUCCGCAACCUUAAACUCUCCAUCGCUGAAUCAGCUCCCAGGGAGGAGAGACUCCGCCUGCAGCGACCGCUUCACUCCGCAUGGGCCGUCAUCCCUAUCUGGAUCACCUCUGCUUACGGCCAAGAUUGGUGGUGCUGCAGUUCAACAACCAAUGGUUGCAGAAUCCUUCGCAAAGUGUGUCACCUAUGGUCCUACCUCAAAACAAGCCCAGGAUUUAAAUACAGCUGUGGCCUAUUUCAUGUCUAAAGACAUGAUGCCAUUUCAGAUUGUGGAAAAACCUGGUUUUCUACAUCUCAUGAAGAAGGCAAUGCCACAAUACAAAGUACCCACAAGAAACUACUUCUCUUCAAACAAAAUCCCAGCCAUGUACAAGAAAGUGAGAGGGAGUGUGGAGGAAAAGCUGGCAGAGGGUGAGUGGUUUGGUGCAACCACAGACCUAUGGACCAGCAAUGGUGGUGGUGGAGAGCCCUUUAUGAACUUUACAGUCCACUACAUCUCUGCUGAGUGGAAGCUUACGUCUCACUGUCUUGAGACUCUUUAUUUUCCAGAAGAACACACUGCAGAGCACAUAGCAGAAAUGAUGGAGAACAUGGUCUUGGAUUGGAAAAUAAAAAAGAGAUUCUGUCUGGAAUUACAACAGACAAUGCCAGUAACAUGAAGAAGGCCUUUGAAACAUUUCCCUGUGUUUGGUUUUCUUGUUUUGGUCAUAAUUUGAAUUUGGCCAUUUCCAAAGUCCUCAAGAUACCAAGGGUGGAAUCUACUACCAGAGCAUGCAGGCAUUUGGUGAAAGGGUUUUCUCGAAGCUGGAAACAGAAACGUGAGCUUCAAAAAAAGCAGGCAGAAUUGAACAUCCAUGAGCACUCACUGAUACACGAUGUGGUCACCAGGUGGGGAUCCACAUUUGAAAUGAUCUCAAGAUUCUUGGAGCAACAGCAGGCCAUCUGUGGAGUGCUAGCAGGAGACAGAUCCA